Besnoitia besnoiti is the source of this 6534-nucleotide messenger RNA. RefSeq lists its product as uncharacterized. The transcript has 15 exons. The record is from RefSeq and is a predicted model, not a curated record. The coding region runs from base 1 to 6534 and encodes 2177 amino acids. Gene Ontology annotation, molecular function: protein binding. NCBI's taxonomy places the organism in Eukaryota, Apicomplexa, Conoidasida, Eucoccidiorida, Sarcocystidae.
AUGGCGGAGUUGCUGUUGGAGUGGCUGAACAGCCUGCCUCUGUCGAGGCGCGUAACGAGCCUGGAGCGCGACUUUGCGAGCGGCUACAUGCUGGCGGAGGUGUUGUUUGCGCUCAAGCAGCUGGAGAGCCUUGCGCCGUUCGUCGACAGCUCUUCACCGCAUGCGCAGGCGGAGAAUUUCCGCCUUCUCGCCCCGGUGUUUCGCCGCCUCGACGUCAGGUGCGACUCCCGCAUCAUGGCGGCCGUCCUCGCGCAGCAAGAAGGCGCCGCGCUGCGGCUCCUCUUCCAGUUGAAGCUCGCGCUCUCGCGCUUCUCGCGGAACGGCGGACGGGCGCCUGCUGACCUCGCGCGCAUCAACGCGCCCGCCAAACCCGUCGCGUUCGAGGCCUUCCAGGCGAAGUUCAUCGACUCGCGGCUCAAAAACGUUGUCAAGCCGCGGAGGGGGCUGAGCCAGGAACCAGCCAAGGCGCACAAAGAGCGAGAGUGCGGCGAGACCUCCGCAGGUCGGGCUCCCUUCGAGGGUGCCGCGUGCGCAGAGGAGGACGCGAAGGCAGGGCGAAGCUCCGCGCCCGCCUCAGGGCGAACAGCCCCCGGCGUCUCGCCUGCGCGCGCGGUGCCUCGCUCAGACGCAAGCGAUAAGGCGCUCGGCGAUGGAGGCAGAGUGCGAACACGACCUGCGGCGGAGAGAGGCGCCGAGGACGCGGGAGCUGGUGCGGCCAGAAGGGGCGGAUCUGCAGAGGCGACGCGCCACGGAAGUACGGAGCGAGGGACACGAGAGAGGAAAGAACUUGAGGCGGAAAUCCUCCGCCGGAAGCUUCUCGUGGAGGCGCGCGUGAAAGCCGACAGGCAGCGGAAGGCCGCGGCCAAGCUGCAGGCGACGCGCGAAGAGAUGCAGAAAGGCAUUGAAAGCUUCGAAAUGAAUCUCCAGCGCCGAGGCCUUCUCGCGACGGGAUCCGCCUCUUUCUCCGCGCCCUCGAGCUCCCAUCUCUCCGCUUCGCUAGAGACUAACGCGACCCAGACCGGCGCGUCGCCCUCCACGUCUUUGCCUUCUCCGCCCGCAGCAGCCUCUGUGGGUGCGUCUGUGCGGCCACGGCCGAGUUCACUCGACGCGGAGCUGCUGCGGCGGCUGCCGUCGGCGAGCGCAUGUCGCCGCGAGAACGCGGAGAUGAUGGCGCGGCUGCGCGCGUCGCGCAGUGCUCAGGAGAUUGCGCGCAGGGAGCGCGAGAAGCGCCGGCAGAAGUUGCUCCUGGAGCAGACGCAGGCGCACGCAGACCUCGCGGCGGAGGCCAUCACGGAGAAGCUCGUGGGGAACGUGUUUCGGCGGCUGUCGCGGCGCGCUGAGGCCGUCGAGGAGGCAGUGCGGAAGGUUCGCCAGCUGGAGGAGGUGCUCACACAAAACCGCGCGCUGCGGGAUUCGCGCGUCGCCAGCCAGCGGGAGAAAGACUCAGCCGCGCACGAGGCGCGAGCCGAGCAAGUCGCGCUGGAGGCGCAAGAGAAGCUCCGCAGAGACGUGCAGCUCGAGGCGCAGCAGUGCCGCGAGUGGAAGCGCCGCAUGAAGGCCUGCAAACGCGCCCGGCUGGUCGCCGAAUGCGGCGAAAUCGUGGACUUGCUUCUCGAGCUGGUCGCCGCAGCUUCUCAGUUCCAUCGCGCCCGCGACGCCGCCAUCGACCCACGCACCUGGCGCGAGUGGUUGACCGGGUUCACCGAGGGCAGUUCGCCGUUUGCGCAGCAGACGCCGGCUGCCGCUGAGAAGAAGGCCGCUGUUGGCGCAGGCCGCGCGGCUUCGCGGCGAGGCGCCGACCUCAGCGAGGACGCGCGCGCGGAGAAGGGAGCCUGCGAGGGCGACGGAGAGAGAGGGGAGGCAAUCGCUGCGGACUUCGAGGGACGCCCUCUCGCGCCUGGCUUCGCGUUUCUCCGUGUCCCCAGCCCUCCGCGCGCUGAGGUAGAGCGUGGCGCGCGCCUCCUGCCGCAGGACUUCCCGCACGCGGAGGACGCACCGCUGGAGGCGAAGUUGAACCAGGACACGCUCGUUCGAUACAUCAACGCCCUGGGCGAGUUCGACCCCGAGGCGAACGUCGCGGCCGCGCCGGAGGCCUUCGCGUUCUCCUCUGCUCCCGGCGCGUCGGCCGCCGCCGCCAGCGCCUCGACUGUGAGCGCGGGCGAGGGCGCGGACGCGGAGGGAGAGCCUGAGAGGUCUGCGGCACUCGACAGAGCCGCGGUGCUGAAGGAGCUCCUCAGACGCAACGACGCCUGCGGCGGCGCUGCCGUGGAGGGCUUCCCUCAGGGAGCGUGCGACGUGUCUGGCGACGCGGCAGGCGAUCCGGCAGGCGAUCCGGCGGGCGACGCGGCGGCGCUCAGCGGCCUCGGCGGCCUCGUCGGCGCGCUGCUCGAGAGCCUCCACACCGAGGCGCCUUGUGCCGCGCCCGGCGACCUCCCUGCGCACGUUCUGAAGAUCGUUGUGACUGGUAAGCCGUUCGCGGGAAAGAAAACUCUGGCGCGCAAGCUCGCGCACAAGUACCGCCUCCACGUGCUGUCGCUUGAAGAGAUCCUCGCGCAGAGCAUGCACGCCGCGCCCGACUUUCGCGCCGACGAGCCCGAGGCACCGCGGCAGCCCCCGCCCCUUGCGUCGCACGCGCCCUCGGAAACUCUCGCGGCAGUCGCCGAGGAGGACGCGCCCGAGCAGAGUCCGCCCGCGGAGCUCGCCUCCACAGACGCGCCGCCGAGGCAGAGCCCUGCCUGCAGCUCUCGCGUUGGGGGUGCCGUGCCCGCCGCUGCGCCGCUUUCGUCGUGUUCGCUGAGCGAGCUGAGGGCACGCGCCUGUGAGACUCUGCGCAGCGGGGAGAAGCUCAGCGACAGCCUGUCUGUCGAGCUGCUGGUGGCCAAAGUGAAACAGCUCUUCGCAGCUACUACUCCCGCGAGCGUCGCGCGGCUCCUCGAGCUCGCGCCGAUCGAGGGCGGUGAGGCCGGCGUCAAGGCGGAGAAGGCGUCGGGCGGAAAAGGCAAACUCGGGCGGAAGGCGCAUGCGCCGGAGCGUCAGGGGGCGGGGCAGCGAGAGGCCGCGAGUGGGAGCGAGGAGGAAGCUGAAAAGAAGCUCGGCUGGAUCCUCGUGGGCUUUCCACAAACCUACGAACAGUGUGUCUCCCUCGAGGAGAGGCUCUCGGGCUACGUCGCACCGGAUCGACGACCCGCGAACGCGCUGCAGAGAAAAAAGGAAAGGGCGUCUCUCGUCGUGCCCAUUCCUCAGCAGCCGCCCGUCGAAGCGACUCCAAUCGAAGGCGGAGUCGACUUGCACUUUCACCUCGAGGUCUCCACGGAGGAGGCGGUCCUGCGGGCUCGAAGCGCCUUCCAGUCUCCAGGGGUUCACGAAAAACUCGUUGCGAGAGGCGGGGCUGAGAGUCCUGCCGCUACAAAGCCUGCUGCAGACGAGGCCCUACGAGCGCCAGCGAAACUCUCCGUCGCGGCCGAGUGCUGCCACCUCGACAUCCAGCAUAACGUUUCGCGGGCGUUCCUGCAGCGAUUCGGAUCGCCGGAAGUUGGACCCCGGCUCGUCGUUCUUCCUGCGACGUCUGAGACCGAAACCAUGCAAGCUGCAUCUGAGAAAGUGGAGCUCGCGCUAGCGCGGAAGAGAAAGGCGUUGGCGAACGCGGCGAGCUCCGAGGAGCCUGUCAAGGCUGAGCAACUCUCCCGCGAUGAAGUAGCCGCGGAAACUCAAGAAGACUCUGACGCGGGUGCGAUGUGGCGCGAGCGCGUCAACCGCUUGGAAGACCCCGUGAAGCACUUCCUCCUUGCGCAGUGGAGAGCUCUCGAGCGAGACUACACGUCUGUCCUGGCGAGAGUUUUUUCGUGGAAUCGCCGCACGCGAACCGACUUUGGAGAAAGCCUCGUUGCUCUGCAGCUUCACUUCAUUCAGUUGCUCGAGGAGCCCGACGGCAGGCAGGAGCUCGUGAACAAAUUUCUUGUCGACUACAAUGCGUUCGUCGCGGAGCUGUCGAGAAGUCUCCACCUCGAUCGAGUCAAGGAGGAACUUCAUCAGCGCGUCGAGGAUCUCGUGGAGGCUCUGUGGCAAGAGAUCGACGCCCGCCGCAGCGACGCCGCGAACGAGCUGCUGCAGCUGGCCGAGCUGCAGUGGAUCAACGCGAUCUGCGAGUGCCUCGCAGUGCAGACAGAAGGCCUCGUCGAGGCAGAAAUCCAGAGGUACCUCGCCCUGGAGGCGUUUGCGACAGACGCGUACUACAACUUGAUGGGUGCUUGCAUGCCUGAGAGGCGAAAAGCUCCCGCGGAUCUCGGCGCACUCAGAGAGGCCUCGCAGGCUGCGGCGCAGCAGGCGGUCGUCGUCUUCUUCAAGCCGAAACAAGAAGGCGCCGAGAGCCCCGCGCCGAGGUCCUGGCAGACGCAUCUGCUCGAGAAUCUUGAGGCGAACGCGUGGGAGCACCUCGUUCCGCUCGCGGACUUCGAGGACUAUAUUCCCAACAUCCAGGAGACGGAUAAGAAGAAGCCGGCCAAAGCGAAGGUGCCGAAGAAGGAGCCGAAGCCGCGGGCGUUGCCUUCGUUGUUCUCGGAGCUUCAGCGGCUGCGGCUGGAGCUUCAGGUUCAGCUCGUGACGCGCGUGCGGAGUGCCUGCAUCUGGGGGUCGUCGCGGUUGUUUGAGGCCGCGAACGCAUGCGGCGAAGUCUUUGCGCACAUGAGCGACUGGCUGGUCGCCAAGUCCCUCGCGGAGCAUGCCGCCGUAAAGGAGCUCGCCACCCGUCUCAAAAUCUGCAUCGAAAACGAAAAACCCGUUCCCCACUACAUGCAGCUGGAAGGGACUCAGCUGCUUUUGGAUCCGAACGCGGUUCUCUGUGCGCCGCCGCGUCUGCCUGCGCCAGUUUUUGUGCCGGAGGUGCCAGCCGACCUCUUCACGGUGAAGCAGCUGCGCGAGUUGACUGCGGAGUUGAAGCAAGUCACGACGAACGGCCUAGUCUCCACGAUCGCUCUCCGCGAGAUUCUGUUGCGCCGGCUGACGCAGUCCAAGUGCUUCCUCACGCCGCACUUUCCCCGAACUUGGCUCAGCGCCUCCGUGUCACAGAUUUGUCUCGUCCCUGAGUUCUUCGACAUCUCGGGGGGCUGCGUAGAUCCCCUCGAGUUCCUCCUCUCCCUCGCGCUCGGCUCCGCCGGCUGGCCUGACACGCGCCAGCUGCUUCAGCUGCGCAGCUCCGUGUCGCGCGCCUCUACGCUUCCGCUUGGCUCCGGGGGCACCGCGGAGGGCUGGCCGCUGGAGGAGCUCGUUUCUGCGGACGAGUUCUCGCGGCUCGACUUCUCAGACUGGAUUCCCGUCCCGUCCCCCCCAGACGCAGGCGGGGCGGCACAUGCGACGGCACCGGAGGAUGCGGUAUUCGAAGGCGACGCACCCGCUUCAGGCUGUGCCCUUGUCGAGCUCCUCUUUGAAAUCUUUGUCGCCUUCCAAACGCGCUACAACGUGCGGGCGUGCGCCGAAGACAUUCGCCUCCUCAGGGAGUUGGAGUACUGGCGCGACCCAGACACCACCACGGCGGCGGCCUCGGGGUCGGCUGAGACGCGCGCGGUGAAUCCGCCGAAUGCCAAGAACGCCCAUACAUCUUCCGCGGCGCCCUCUUUGCGCACAAACAGCAGCCGCGGGGGGGGGUUUCCGUUCCAGGAAGAAGAUGCCUUUGGGGGCUCCGCGGCCGCAAGCAGCGAGGGCAAUCGCAGCCCUCGCUCGGCGCGCGUCUCGCCGCGCGCGCACACGCCGCUCGAGAGGCGAGCGAGCCAAUCGAGUGCCUCUGGGCAUCCUGAAAACGCAGACGUGAACGCGCGUCCCGCGCCUCGAAGUCUCGCGCCGAACUCGGGUGCGGACAGCCCCGGCCUGAGCGGCGCCGACGCGCAUCCAAGCGAGCUCGGGGGCGCGCAGGAGCUUGCGGAGGGCGCAGAGGCCUCACGCAGCGAUGUAAGCGAGGCGACCGCAGCGCGGCUCGACGCAGAAAACCGGCGCACGCAUGCGGAAUGCCAGGCGCUAAAUGAGGAAGAAAAAAUCGGCCUUCUGGACGAGGAAGAACGCAGAAAUCAAGCGAAAUGCGAUAGCCUUUACGUGCGCCGCUUCAUCGGCUACUUGUCGCUGGGAACGACCCCUGAGGACGGACUGGAGCGCUUUUUAGCCGCAUGCACCGACCGCGAGUCUCUCUCGUCACCUUCAGCGCUGCGGCGCGAAGACUCGCUCGCGCUGAUUGACGUCUAUACCGCCUGUCUCUCCAUGGGAGUGCGUCCCGCGCUCGAGGCCGUCCCCUUGCCCGCUCAAAUUCCUUUCGGCGUGUUCAAAAAGCGCCUCCACGCAGAAGGAAGAGUCUUUAUCACAGGCUCCGCCGGCGAAGAGAACGGCGACGAAGCUAGUCGCGGCUCGUGCGAGGCAGAAAGAUGCAAAGAACGCGUGAAAAUCCUCGAUUUCUUGGAGUCCAGCGUCGCUGCAGAGACACUGGCUCGUGUGGGGUCCAUACACGCGAGAAGGGACGUGAACGAAUUUCUAAAUGCUGCGAACGCUCCAUGA